AUGCCCGCGGACCUCUCUAAGCACGCAACCUUCUUCACGAACCAGACUGCGCUCUCAUACACACUCGAAGCUGUCUGGACGGAGCAAGACACGCAGGAAAACGAACUGCCGUCCUUAACAUAUCAGAACAACAUCUUGGAGAACUGUUCUGUUGUCUCGAUUGGGAUCCAGUUCCAAGCCUUGGACGAAGCGACCAACCAGAUUCGUUACGCCGGGUGGAACACUGCAGUCCGAACGUAUGCCACAUGCCAGAUCUCGAGUCCGUUAGGUACUGUCUUCUUCAACCUGACGCAAACGUACAACCACGUUCCAUCACCGACAACGCUCUCGCGGAUGAAGGGUCGCUCCUCGGGUAGAGAAUUCCUCACCCACAACGAGCAGACGCGCGCGAGUCUGUGGUGGGGCGAGUCGCUCAUGUCCAACUACUGGGGCUACACAACCUGGUUUAUGCAACAAUAUCGCAAGAAGAAGCUCAAUGAGGGCCAACAAGCCAUCGAGAAGGGCAUGGUGUAUCUCAUGCCCACGGAAUCAGUAGACGAUAUUGCCGACAUAGACUUCUUCACCCCCAACUACCGCUUCAUCGUGGCCAGGGAUAACGGCAUCGGCUUCAAGAACAUUUGGCCUGGCAGUGGUAACGAAGAUUCAACCACUAUGGGCGAUCUCAACAACCGAAGCGUCUAUCCCAACAUCUGGGUACCUGUUGACAUGCUAGCCAAAGGAGCCUACUCGACUGUCCUUGCGGACUUGGGACAGGUCGAGACGCCAAACAUCCUCGCCAAUGAGACAGCACUUGAGUAUUUUACGGCAAACUUUACCACUAUACACGAAUACCUGUCAAUCGAUCGAUUCGGCCCGGAGCGCGUUCCCUUCGACGCCCAGCGCUCGACCAGUGGUCCUCUUGGCGUUGUUCCCUCGGUCAUCAGGCAGCAAUACUAUUGCCAGGUGCCGCAGUUAAAAUCUACCGGUGAUCUGAUCCUUUCGAUUGUUAUCGCCGACUUGGUGCUCUUGCAGGCGGCGUGGCAGCUAUUCAAAGUCUUUACCGAGUGGUUGGUGACCAGAAAUGGGGGUGAUGGACCACCCGAUCCAGAUGGCGAGGUCGAACAGGGACGUACCUCACCAAACUCAUCAUCUGGCACUUCGACACCGUCGACCGGCGACUCCGGCAUAGGAGCAUCGAUGGUUACGCGUGAUCCUCAACAUCCAUCGGAUGGCGCGAGUAGCUCUGCCUCCUCCGACACUGCGCCACAGCCAUCAGACAACAUCCCUUUAACCACUCUUUCCGGUCAUGAACACGGUGCGCAUGUUCCUCGGCACGCAGCGGACUCUGCAACCAGCCUUGACCAUGGGCCGUAA
Messenger RNA from Alternaria ethzedia, 1353 nucleotides. RefSeq lists its product as uncharacterized. The coding region runs from base 1 to 1353 and encodes 450 amino acids. The transcript has a single exon. The record is from RefSeq and is a predicted model, not a curated record. Lineage: Eukaryota; Fungi; Ascomycota; Dothideomycetes; Pleosporales; Pleosporaceae.